Molecule: messenger RNA, 1446 nt
Organism: Pristis pectinata (smalltooth sawfish)
Lineage: Eukaryota; Metazoa; Chordata; Chondrichthyes; Rhinopristiformes; Pristidae
Product: vomeronasal type-2 receptor 1-like
Exons: 4
Coding region: 19-1446 (475 amino acids)
Biological process (GO): G protein-coupled receptor signaling pathway
Cellular component (GO): membrane
Molecular function (GO): G protein-coupled receptor activity
Source: RefSeq, a predicted model, not a curated record
AUAAGGAAUUACCGAUGGAUGCAAGGAAUGAUCUUCGCAAUUAAAGAAAUAAAUAACAAUCCAACACUAUUACCAAAUAUAACUUUAGGUUAUGCCAUCUAUGAUACAUGCUAUAAUAGUCCAACGGCAAUAGAAGAUGUGUUUGCCUUGAUAUCUGGACAUCGUAAAUUCACCCCAAAUUACCAAUGCCAAUUAAAUUCCACCUUGGCUGCUGUGGUAGGUGCCUCAACUUCAGCAAUAUCAACUGCAAUGGCAACAGUACUUGGAAUUUAUCGUUACCCUCAGAUAAGUUACUUUUCAUCUAUUCCAAGUCUCAGUGAUAAAGACAAAUUCCCAUCCUUCUUCCGUACUAUGCCAAGUGAUAUAUUUCAGUCCAAGGUCCUUGUCAAUCUGAUCAAACACUUUGGUUGGAAGUGGGUGGGGGUAUUAGCAGAUGACAUUGACUUUGGCGUGCAAGCUGCUGAGAUGUUUAGAAAGGAAGUGGAACGUAUUGGAGCUUGUGUUGCCUUUACUGAGUUAAUUCCAAUUGACAAUUCUAAAGAAAAGUACCAUGAGAUUGUUGACUUCAUAAAAAAAUCAACUGCAAAUGUUAUUGUUGCUUUUUCUUGUGAUGCUAAUAUAGUUCCUUUGCUUGAAGAGAUUGUUAGACAGAAUGUAACAAACAGAACAUGGCUGGCUACUGAAGGUUGGAGUACAUCAGGACCACUUAAUAUUAUUAAGAAAGAACAUACUAAAUACUGGACUGGAACAAUAGGACUUACACUCCCCUUAUGUAAGAUUGAAGGAUUCCAAGAAUUUCUCUUUCAAAAAAAUCCGGUUGUAACCCUUGAUGAUACUUUUAUAUCUGAACUCUGGGAAGAUAUAUUUGGUUGCCAGUGGGCAUAUCAAAUGAAAGAAGAAAACAAACUUAAAUCAAACAAUAGUCAAUUUUUUCUGAAGAAGUUCUGCACUGGGCUGGAAGAUUUGAGGAAAGCCGAUCACUCUUACACGGAUGACAGUAACUUCCGAGUCUUUUGCAAUGUCAACAAUGCUGUUUAUGCUGUUGCUCAUGCCCUACAGGAUUUGCAGUCCUGUAAAAAUGGAAAAGGGCCUUUUGAAAAUGGAACUUGCGCAAAUAUACGUAAUUUUGAACCUUGGCAGCUUCUACAUUACAUGAAAACAGUUCGUUUUAUCGACCGAUCAGGAACCGAAAGAUAUUUUGAUAAAAAUGGUGACUUUUUAGCCAUGUAUGAUAUAAUAAACUGGCAAGUAAAUUCGAAAGGAGUAAUUCAGUAUGUGAAUGUUGGACGGUAUGAUGCUCGAGCAGCUCCAGGACAUGAGCUUACCAUCAGAGAGGAGGAUAUCAUCUGGAAUGGUGGUACAAGGGAGGAGGAGGAAGCAAAGUUUGGUGGUCAGUUGUUUAGUGAACAUGGUAUCAAGGGAGCAAAAGGUGCACCUCAUGAAUGA